AUGACGAUGAUCGCGUUAGAAACGGAGCAACCGAGACCGACGGAGGAAAGGGUGCCGAAAAUAGAGGCAUCCAGCUCACAGAGGACCUUAACCCGCUCGAGCGCGAUAAGCCAGAAAUCUGUCGACAUUAUAGUUCACCCGGAGAGUUCCAAUAAUCCUCUGCAUCGAUCGAAGCUGGCGCCCGUGAGGUCGGCGUCAGAUUCGCAAUCGUCGGGCAAGAAAAUAUUGAACUUGCGAAAGACUAAGAACUCGUCGAUCGAGUCGACAAUGAGUUUGCCAAAUCAGAAGUCUUUGGAGAAGAAACACAGUAGUCUUCGCCACCAGAAGUCGAUAGUGGCGCACUCGGACAUCACACUGAGCACGCAGCCCUCCAUGUCCGACGACAGGAAGGCGCUGCGCGAGGCUUUAUAUCAGGGUAUCUUCCAUAGACACAGACGGACGAUUUUCGCCGUCGGCUCGUUCCUUAGGAUGCUAAGAAGCAAAACGUCCAAUUACGACUCCAUUAGAUCGGAAUCAGAUGAGAUUUAGCAGUUAAUUACUAAUUAGUUAGUUUAGCACAUAAUAUAUUAAAUAAUAUACGUUGGUGAUGCGACAGACUGCAAUGCUUUUUAAUGUUAUUCUAUAGUUAUAGUGAAUGAUGUUGUUAGAUUGAUAAUUUGUAACGAUUGUUUUGUAUUAAAAUGUUCCUAAUUAGUU
This is a messenger RNA of Colias croceus (clouded yellow), 696 nucleotides long. RefSeq lists its product as uncharacterized. Lineage: Eukaryota; Metazoa; Arthropoda; Insecta; Lepidoptera; Pieridae. The transcript has a single exon. Bases 1 to 528 code for a protein of 175 amino acids. The record is from RefSeq and is a predicted model, not a curated record.